Aspergillus terreus NIH2624 is the source of this 765-nucleotide messenger RNA. RefSeq names its product fungal specific transcription factor domain-containing protein. Gene Ontology annotation, molecular function: DNA binding; zinc ion binding. Gene Ontology annotation, biological process: DNA-templated transcription. The coding region runs from base 1 to 765 and encodes 254 amino acids. NCBI's taxonomy places the organism in Eukaryota, Fungi, Ascomycota, Eurotiomycetes, Eurotiales, Aspergillaceae. The transcript has a single exon. The record is from RefSeq and is a predicted model, not a curated record.
AUGCAAAAGCAAUUAACUUCUAACAAGGUGCUACUUCAAUACCUUUUGGGUGAUCUCCAGUCAGCUGCUGUUACUAUAUCAAUUGCGACGCGCUUAUUGUAUAAACUUGGAGCCCAUACCACUGUUAAUUUGCCUCCAUACAACAAAAGCUCUCUCGACUGUCAUCUGCGGGACCUUUUCUGGGUCUGCUAUUCUUUUGACAAGGAUAUCUGCCUUAGGACCGUCCAGCCACCAUCAAUUAAUGACUCUGAUUGCGAUCUAUCUUUGCCUUUGGAGUAUGGUCGACUGCAGAACAUCAACAUGCACAGGGAUGAUAUAACACCUGACGAUCACACCCUUCCUUUAUUUCCUUGGGAUAUUCGGCUCUCCAUAAUCAAAUCGGAGACCUAUCGAGAUUUAUACUCCACCAAAGCUUCAUUCAAAUCGCCCUCUGAGGUUCUCGAGGGCAUUCGGCGUCUCGACGCUGUACUGGAGCAGUGGAGGCUAUCGCUUGAUCCGGAUAUUCGGCCAAUGCUGUACUACACUCCGGAUACACCUGUUACCACAGAUCUGAACACACAGGGUGUUAUCCUAAGGCUCUCGUAUUACCACUGUGUAUCCAUGAUCCACCAGGCAAGUGACCGACUUAACAUCUCAGAACUUGGUGCCGGGAUUGAAUCAGAGGGGAUACGUUCCUGCGUUCAAAUCACAACCACUGCGAGUCGCUCAACAUUUGCGCUGCUUCAGACCACACUACCCUCGCUAAAAGGCGAAAGUUUCUGGUGA